Messenger RNA from Aspergillus chevalieri, 2397 nucleotides. RefSeq lists its product as uncharacterized. The record is from RefSeq and is a predicted model, not a curated record. The coding region runs from base 1 to 2397 and encodes 798 amino acids. The transcript has a single exon. Lineage: Eukaryota; Fungi; Ascomycota; Eurotiomycetes; Eurotiales; Aspergillaceae.
AUGAACGCCGUCGUCAACACCGUUGCCAGCCACGAUGCUGUGCCCUAUGCCCCCUCCGGCAACUUCUAUCGCGAUCUCCAGAGUCAACAGCCUCCAUCUCCAAGCUCGCCUACAUCACCGACUUCCUCCGUCUCGUCGUUCCGUUCCAAUUACAGUGUCGCGUCCACCGCGCCCACCUCUGCCUACUCUCCGACAUCGCCUACUUCCUCCGCAUCUUGGCGCCUGUGCGAUUCCGCUGCUUCUCUCGAUCGUAUCCUCGAGCCCGUGAUCAAGCGUCUGCCCCAGGAGGUCUAUGAUGUUAUUCUCGCCCAGCUUGAGACCCUGCAUACCGGCUGCCACCAGAAUGGCUGUGUGACCUGCUUCCAGCGCGAUCUGCAUUCCCUCUCCCUCACCUGCCGCGUCUGGGAGAAGGCGGUGCGUGCCAAACUAUACAAUCGUAUCCAUAUUGUUGGAAAUGAUUCCCCCGCACAACUCAAGAAGUACCGGCUCAAACGCGGCAGUCGUCUGAAGUUGCUCCGUCGUACCCUACGGGAAAGGAAAUUGCUGGCCAACCUGGUUCUCGAACUCCGCGUUCCCCAGAUGGAAUUGCUCUUCACUUCCGGGAAACACGUCGGUCAAUGGGAGGAAUAUCGCGAUCUCGUCGCCUCUGUCGUCAUGGUCUGUCCCAAUCUCGAACGUCUGCUUGGCCUCUCCAUUCCAUACCAUCACGAAUUCGACCGUCUCACACACGCCCUCUCCACCCGCAAAAAGCUCAAGGAACACACCUGGAUUAUUGGCGAGGCCCGCGAGACCUCUGAGGCAUCCGAGUUGUCUCCACGCAUUUCUUCAUGCCCCGGUAGUCUUGGACCCCUCCAGAUGUUUGAGUUCCUCGACUACCACGCUUCCUGGUCUCAUAUGGAGACCAUGACCCUUUACGCCCUCGACGAGCACAAGAGCACCCUCGAACCCAGCAUUUUCCUACGCAUGCUCACCAUGCUGCCCUCCCUUCGACAUCUUUGUAUAACUGGCUUCCAUGCAGAUGCCUUUGCCGACAGCGCUCUGCUCUGUCUUCCGCCCCUCGAGUCCUUGCGUCUCGAGCGUCUUCCCGGUGUCACCGACACCGGUCUGACCCAAUACACCUCGCGGCCCGAGUCACAGUCCCUGAAGUCGCUGACCUUGAUUGAGCAGAAGGUUGAGUCGUUACUGGUCAUUUCCAAGAUUCUCUCCUCUCUGUGCCAGCUGGAGCGUUUCCAGAUUGUCCAAUCCGACACAUGCCCACAGGUCGAACCCGAUGCCAUGGUAUUCCAACCUCUGCUGGCCUCCUCCACCCUGAAAUACUUGCAUUGGGAUGUCGCCGUCCCGAAUCCCGGCACGGCGUUGAGCAAGCUGGACUAUGCCCCCUUUGUCAAGCCUCCUAAGCACACCGAUACCCCCAACUCCCACCUCGCCCAGAGCAUCAUCUCUUCAGGAUUUCCGCGUCUCGAGGCGCUGCGCGCCCCGUCUGAUAUCGAGCCCCCAGGCGUCCUGCAAGGCGUCUGCCAACCGAUUCCCAAGGGACAGGCUCUGCUUCAGCCCGAUCGCUACAGUCUACCUCGCAGCUCUCACGGCUCCGUCAAAGCACGACCUAUGGCUCUUCCUGCGGGUAACAAUCUGACGUCGGCUCGCAUCCGUGCCCAGACAUUCAUCGAUAUGGCCGCCAAGGACAACGAAACUGGGAUGAGAUGUUUGAUUACAGACCACUCGGAUUCCUACGUACCCGACAAUGCGCUGGAGGACGCUGAGUCUGACGAUGACGAUGAUUUCGAUGCCGACAUGGAAGCUUUUGGGUCUUGGUCAGCCCGCGAGCGGCCUCAGCUCAAUCCCACAGCGGCAGCAGAGCAAAAACAAUCGGAUGGACCAGUCACGGUAUUUGAUUUUCACAUGCCUGCAUAUAUGGGCCGUAUAGGCUCGCGGUCAGGUGAUCGGGACGUGUCAAUUCCAAAGUUCAUUUUGCGUCCCGAUCUCCCUGGACAAGACGCGGAUGGUGGUCUCGUCGCGUGGAAACACAUUUUGGCGUCCAACCAGUCUCUCAACUAUGCAGCUGGUGUUGGGGUACAUUGCUUUGGGAAUAAAACAGGGUCACGACCACCUCCGGAGGAGCCAGCUUCUCCAGCAUCGACAACAAUUGCAACGCCACGGUUAUGGGGUAGUAUUGGCAGUCGAUCCAUGAUGUCCCUCAACACCGUCAACAGUCCAGCAACGCCCACGACUCCCUCAACGCCAAUGAGUUUUGGAGCAACACCACAUCUCCCCUGGGAGAAAGAGACUUGCACAGGGUCAUGGAAUUACGGGCACAAGAACGGUCGAGAUUGGUGGUUUCACAUGGAACGGGAACGUCCAAAUCAUCUGGACGUGAUUGAUCUUAAGCGGCUAUUUUAG